This is a messenger RNA of Trichoderma asperellum CBS 433.97, 1018 nucleotides long. RefSeq lists its product as uncharacterized. NCBI's taxonomy places the organism in Eukaryota, Fungi, Ascomycota, Sordariomycetes, Hypocreales, Hypocreaceae. The record is from RefSeq and is a predicted model, not a curated record.
CUCACACAUACGUCUUUCUUAUCAUGGCUCUUCAAAAGACUCUUGACGCUAUAUUGGUAGUUGGCCCUUCCGGCAUGGUUGGCAAGGUCCUCUGCCAAGCACUCAUCUCCAGAAAGUCCGAGUUCAAACGCAUUGCUUUCUUCAAUGACACAUCCAGGCCAGAGACAGAAGAAAAGCGACAACUUUUCGCCACCUUUCGUAAUGGUGGGAUGGAACAAGUCUCUGGCUUAUACACAGACACUGAAGCAUUUACUGGGUUUGACUGUGUCUUGAUGCCGUUGGGAAACCACGCAAUCAAAUUCCAACCCACCAUCAUUGAUACUGGAAUCAAGGCCGGGGUACGGCACUUUUAUCCUAGCGAAUGGGGAGCCGAUCUGACGGCAGGAUCAAACCGGACUCAACGAUACUACCGAGACAAGGUUCUUACUAGAGAGCAUCUGGAGAAGCGUGGUCGUGAUGAAGAUACACCAGAUCUCGGCUGGACAUACAUACAACUCGGACGUCUAGCAGAAUGGAGCAUCAUCAAACAUUUUGGAAUCGAUAAUGCAAACCAUACUGCUGACAUCUAUGGAACGCCAGAGGGAAGACAGUCAUUGCUUUCGACCGCGGACGCCAUCGCAUACACAAUUGAAACUCUCCGACAUCCAUUCUCAGUUGCUGACAAUGGCCAUCGACGCCCUUACCGUUUCCACGGUGCCUCGCCUACCUGGAAAGAAAUCUUUGACGAGCUAGAGGCAAUUACUGGCCAUCGAUAUUCGGUCACCUACCAUGAUGUUGAAUCAGCUGUGGAGAAGGAGGCUCGCGCAAAGGCCGUCGGCGAUGUCGACCUGGAACUAGAGGCUAGCCAUCAGUUGAUUCAAGGCAGGGGUGGAACUCUUUUGCCAGAGCCAUUCAACAAUAAUCUUUUCCCGAAUAUCCACCCGGAAUCAGUUCAUUCUAUCUUUGAGAAAAUCUUUAGAGAUGAAAAUAUGAGAAAGUUUCUAGGCUAUUAGAUUAGAUUGAAUAGCAUGCAGUAUAC